Messenger RNA from Cucurbitaria berberidis CBS 394.84, 1716 nucleotides. RefSeq names its product Rhodanese-like protein. Gene Ontology annotation, biological process: G2/M transition of mitotic cell cycle; positive regulation of G2/M transition of mitotic cell cycle; positive regulation of G2/MI transition of meiotic cell cycle. Gene Ontology annotation, cellular component: nucleus; cytoplasm. NCBI's taxonomy places the organism in Eukaryota, Fungi, Ascomycota, Dothideomycetes, Pleosporales, Cucurbitariaceae. Bases 1 to 1716 code for a protein of 571 amino acids. The record is from RefSeq and is a predicted model, not a curated record. The transcript has 5 exons. Gene Ontology annotation, molecular function: protein tyrosine phosphatase activity.
AUGGAGAUGUCCUCGCCUCUCGCCGCCAUGCACCCGCCGCCAAUUCCUGGCCCCUGGGGCUACCGCCGCGACCUGCCACCCUCGAAGCCACUCUUCUCAGCACACAGCUUGGGACCCAAGAGCUUCAACUUCAGGGAUAUGAGCAUGAGAAAGGGCGGCACCGACUACUUCACCCUACAGCCAAUGCGAGGCUCCUCGCCUACUGCCAGUCUCGCCGCCGACAUGUCUUCGAACCUGCAUGUCGACCAGAGCCCUCAGCUCGCAACCCCUCGCCGGUCACUCUUCACCUCAAAUCUCUUUCAACAACUGGACACACGAGCAGAAGGUGCCAGAACCCCACCUUUUCGAUGGGAAGGCGUGACGACUCCGCCAAUUCCCUCCUCUUCACCAAACUUUGCCCCCGACUCCAUGGACAUCUCGCCUCUGCCCCAUAAAGCUCCCUUCAGCUUCAUCCACGACCGGUCCCUGCCGUUGCCGUCCCCAUCUCCAGAAGUGACCCCAGAUACCGAAGACGACAUGCUCUCACCGUGCGAGCUACCCACCCCGCCCCAGUAUCUUGCACCUACGCUGGAGGUGCCGAGGCCGGUGUCUGCCGCCGACCGUAAAAAGUCCAUCCUGCUUCGACCAGCUUUGUCUCGCACCAAGAACUACUCGACCAACACGGUAUCUUUCAAGGCGCAAGAGAACAGUCCCCUUCCAACCUUCAAGUUCGGAUGCGGUGACUUCUCGAGUACACCAGCACUGACCCUGGACGAGUGCUUCACAGCCUCGCCGCCUCAGGAACGUCGCCCUGGCUCCAAUGGCUCGCUUUUUGCCUCGAAACCUAAGCCCUUUCAUCUCAACUCAGGUGCGGCGUCUCGUGCCAAUGGCUCGCCUCUCGCUGCCGUCAGGAAGCCUGUAGGGCCCCCUUCCCGUCGACCAAGCAAGUUUAGAAGGUCGUUGAGCAUGUUUGAGCACCCGGGCGAUGUGAUGAAUGUCACACAAGACCAGGACAACUAUCAACCAAGCAGCCUUCAGUCUGUCAUGGAUGUUGACGACACACCUUCGCUCAAGCUUCCCCACUUCACUACCAGCGAACCCGAGAGUCUCCCUCGCAUCACACAUUCCACUCUGGUUGAGGUCCUUGACGGUACAUACGACCACCACUAUGAUAACAAGGUUAUCAUUGAUUGUCGUUUUGAGUACGAGUACAAGGGUGGACAUAUUGAGGGUGCAUUGAACUUCUGUGACAAGGAGAAGCUUGCAGAGCGUCUCUUCCAGGCUCCAUCAAAUGCUAACACUCUUCUGAUUCUCCAUUGCGAAUACUCUGCACAUCGCGCACCACUCAUGGCCAAGUUCGUGCGUUCCCAAGACCGUAAAGAGAACGCUCAUCAAUAUCCUCUCCUCUCUUUUCCCGAGGUGUAUAUACUAGACGGGGGCUAUAGUUCCUUCUACUACGCGCACUCAACUCGAUGCUAUCCCCAGAACUACCUGCGCAUGGACGCCAAGGAGCACGAGCACUCUUGCGAACGCGGACUGAACAAACUCAAACAACGCACCAAAUUGAACCGGGCACAGACCUUUGCCUUUGGACAGCAAUCAUGUCAGAUGGAAGACAGCCCUACAGCCAUUGGUCGGACACGGAGUGGAGGCAGCAUAUUCACACUGAGCGACGAGUCGCUCAAUGUUGGACGACUAGGCGGAAUAGGCACUUCACGUCGCAUGGCCUCUUACUGA